AGCACGCCGGAACGGGAAGCGUCGUGGUGAGACUUCCACGGCCUUACUUUCCCCUAGCGCAGGUGUGUAGACACCUGGCCCUACCCCUCCGUGAUCUGCCUUCUGAGAACUCUCUUGUUUUCCAAAAGGGAAAGGGAAUGGUCCCUGUCAUCCAGCCAGCCAGUUUUCAGAUUGUUAUCACGACAGUUGGGGACCCAGAUGGGACUGAGUGAGGGCCUCCAGCCCCCGGGACUGCCUCUCAGAAGAACUCUUCUCAAAAGACUGCCCCGGAGGACGGACUCCCCCUUGGGCCUAACCCAAAAUAUUCCAGGCCAAGAUCUGCCAUCUGAGAACUCUGUUGUUUUCUAAAAGGAGAAGGGAAUGGUCCCUGUUGGCCCCCCAACCAGCUUUCAGGAGGCAGUGACCUUCAAGGAUGUGGCUGUGGAAUUCACCCGGGAGGAAUGGAGGCACCUGGACCUUGCUCAGAGGACCUUGUUCAAGGAUGUGAUGCUGGAGAACUACAGGAACCUUGUCUCCCUGGGGCUUGCUGAUAACAAACCAGGUCUUAUCUUCCAUUUGGAGAGAGGAGAAGCACCACGGAUUGCAGGGAGAGCCAUUCCAGGAGGCACCUUUCCAGAGUGCCUUAAUCUGGAUAUUAGCUGUGAAACAACAGAGGGAACCCCCAAACUGGACAUUUUUAUGGAAGAGUCAUCCAAUGAAAGACUUGAGUUAGUAGAAGACUGGCAGGGCGCUGUUAGAUUAGAGCAACAAAAGGACAAUCAAGAAAAACAAUACCAGCAAGUGACAGUCACCCACAGGAAAGCAUCUAUUCAGUCUAUUGCCAGUGAAUGUAAUAUAUUAGAGAAAGAAUUCCAUGUGAGGUCAAGCUCAUUUCCAAAACAAAGGACUCCUACAAGGAAGAGUCUACAUAAACAUGAUAAACGUGGAAAGAACUUUACACAUUUUUCAAAUGAAAGUAAACAAGACAGAAUCUUUUCUAAGAAGAAACUCUGCAACUAUAAUAAAUGUAGUAAGUCAUUCCAUUACCACUCACACCUUAUGCAGCAUUACAGAAAAUAUACUGAAGAAAAAACAUAUGAGCAUGGGAAAAUCUUCAACAGCUUAUCUCUUACGAAUUGUCUGACAAUUCAUGCUACAGAGAAAAUUUUUCAGUGUACUGAAUGUGGGAAAGCCUUCAGCUGCAAAUCUAGUCAUAUUCUAUAUCAGAGAAUUCAUUCUGGAGAGGAAUCCUUUGCAUGUAAGGAAUGUGUGAAAUCUUGUAGAAGGAAUAGAUCCCUUACUAAACCUAAAAGAUUUCAUAUUGAAGAGAAACGCUUUGAAUGUAGUGAAUGUGGAAAAUCCUUCCGUCAUUGCAAAAACCUUGACAAACAUAAGAGAAUUCAUACUGGAGAGAAAACCUUUGAAUGUAGUGAGCGUGGAAAAUACUUUAAUCAUUGUAGAAACCUUGACAGACAUAAAAGAAUUCAUACUGGAGAGAAACCUUUUAAAUGUAUUGAAUGUGGGAAAUUUUUCAGUCAUUACAGAAGCCUUCACAGACACAAGAAACUUCAUACUAGAGAGAACACCUUUGAAUGCAUUGAGUGUGGAAAAUACUUUAGUCACUGUAGAAACCUUGACAGACAUAGAAGAAUUCAUACAGGAGAGAAACCCUUUAAAUGUAGUGAAUGUGGGAAGUCCUUUAGCUAUAGGACCCUGCUUACUCAUCAUUAUAGAAUUCAUACUGGAGAGAAACCCUUUAAAUGUAAUGAAUGUGGGAAAUCCUUUAGAGGGCGUGGACACCUUAAUAGACAUAAAGUAAUUCAUACUGGAGAGAAAUCCUUUGAAUGUAAUGAAUGCGGAGAAUCCUUUAGAAGGAGUGAAUCCCUUAAUAAUCAUAAGAGAAUUCAUACUGGAGAAAAACCCUUUAAAUGUGAUGAAUGUGGAGAAUCCUUUAGAAGGAAUGAAUAUCUUACAAAACAUAAGAGAAUUCAUACUGGAGAGAAACCCUUUAAAUGUAAAGACUGUGGGAGAUAUUUUAGAAGAAGUGAAUCCCUUACUAAACAUAAGAGAAUUCAUACUGGAGAGAAACCUUUUAAAUGUGAUGACUGUGGGAAAUACUUUAGAAGGAGUGACUCUCUUACUACACAUAAGAGAAUUCAUACAGGAGAAAAACCUUUUAAAUGUAAUGAAUGUGGGAAAUGCUUUAAACAAUAUGGAAACCUUAGCAGCCAUAAGAGAAUUCACAGUGGAGAGAAGCCCUUUGAGUGUAGCGAAUGUGGAAAGUCUUUUCGUCAGUGUGGAGACCUUACUAAACAUAAGAAAUUUCAUACUGAAGAGAAAUCAUUUAAAUGUAGUGAAUGUGAGAAAUCUUUUCACCAUUGUGAAGACCUUGAUGGACAUAAGAGAAUACACAGUGGAGAAAAACUUUUUGAAUGCAAUGAAUGUGGGAAAAUCUUUAGAAGGAUUGUAUCCCUUGCUAGACAUAAGAGGAUCCAUACUGGAUAGAAAUCUUUUGGGUGUGAUGAUUGUAGGAAAUCUUAUAAAUGAAUAUCUCUGACAAAAAUCUGAUAUAAAAGAUUUACAGGGAAUUGAUACAUAAAAAUAAAUUCUAUUCCCUUUUUACAGUUAUUAAAAAUAUGAACAGUUUGCAAAAUAUUUUCAAACUACAAGACAUAUGAAAUAAUGUUUCAGAUCAAUAAUAAUAAGAGAAACACACAAGAAAACAACUUUGAUUUCAUCUCAUACCAGUAAGAUUGGCGAAAGUGACAAAAGACAAAAUGGUAGUUGUUUGAAAGGCUUUAGGAAGACAAGUACAUUAACACAUAGUUAGCAGAGCUGUGAAUUGGUCCGACCAUUCUGGAAAAAAAAAAAUUUCAAAUUGUCUUUUUAACAAUCACUAACUGUACCUACCUUUUGAUUUGGUAAUACCACUACUACGAGAUCAGAAAGAAAGAAAGCAGUGCCUAUAUCAGACUUCUUUGAUAUAUUGGUUGAUUUUACUAAACUAUUUCCCUUGUCUUUUAUUAUUCUUUAUUACAUGGCAACUUUUUGGAAGGGGAAGAAAAAGGAUACAAUGGGAAA
Messenger RNA from Dromiciops gliroides (monito del monte), 3060 nucleotides. Its product is annotated as zinc finger protein OZF-like. Lineage: Eukaryota; Metazoa; Chordata; Mammalia; Microbiotheria; Microbiotheriidae. Gene Ontology annotation, cellular component: nucleus. Gene Ontology annotation, biological process: negative regulation of transcription by RNA polymerase II. The record is from RefSeq and is a predicted model, not a curated record. Bases 361 to 2484 code for a protein of 707 amino acids. The transcript has 7 exons. Gene Ontology annotation, molecular function: RNA polymerase II transcription regulatory region sequence-specific DNA binding; DNA-binding transcription repressor activity, RNA polymerase II-specific.